Molecule: messenger RNA, 1112 nt
Organism: Desarmillaria tabescens
Lineage: Eukaryota; Fungi; Basidiomycota; Agaricomycetes; Agaricales; Physalacriaceae
Product: Pyruvate/Phosphoenolpyruvate kinase-like domain-containing protein
Exons: 7
Coding region: 181-1050 (289 amino acids)
Cellular component (GO): cytoplasm
Molecular function (GO): aldehyde-lyase activity
Source: RefSeq, a predicted model, not a curated record
CGAAAACAUGGUGAUCGACCCCUUCCUGAUCGGGCCUGAUAAGAUGUGGGUGAUCGCGGAAGGACCUCGCGUUAAAUCGGGCCUUUCUUCCGCUUUUUCGGAUGCUAUGGCUUCUUGCCGGUCUGCUAUUAAAGACGGAAUGCAGGGUAUCACUGUACGCUACGGAACACAUCACCUAUCAUGUCCUAUUCAUCGAUUCCUGCUCCAGCUGUUGCCACCGCCAAAGAUGAGCGUUUGGGACUGCACAAAGUCAUGGCAGACGCCGCAAAUAGCUACCCUCGGAAACCUGUCGUAGGAUCAUGGCUGAUGCUUCCUGGUGCCUCUCUCGCACGAAUGACUGCCCAGAUGGGCUACGACUUCAUAUUGGUCGAUUGUGAACAUGGUGACAUAGCAGAUGCCGCGAUGCACGCGUCGGUUGGGGCUAUUGCUGCUCAGGGAGUCUCUCCCAUCGUACGUAUCCCAGCUCCCGAAAACUGGCUCGUGAAACGCACGCUGGACACUGGAGCUCAUGGAAUACUUUGUCCCAUGAUGUCCACCGUUGAUGAUGCUCGUGCACUCGUAUCCUACGCCAAAUUUCCCGCCCUCAAAGACAAACGGACGGCCGAAAUGGUAUCAGGUGUUCGGGGUGCAGGUUCACCAUUUGCUCCAGCUGCUUUUGGCAUGGGCAUGAGCGAGUAUAUUGCUACCGCUAACAGGAACACGUUCAUUGCCGUCCAAAUAGAGACAGUAGAAGGCUUGAGUAACUGCGAAGAAAUAGCCAAAGUUGAUGGCAUAGAUAUGCUUUUCGUUGGGCCGAAUGAUCUUGCUUCAUCAAUGGGGUACCCACCACUAGAGCACCCAAAUAUACCUGAGGUUCAAGAAGCCAUCAAGCGUGUCUUGGCUGCUGCCAAGGCAGCCGGCAAGUAUGCCGGUAUGUUCUGUACAGCGGCGGAGCAAGUGCAAGCCCGGUUUGAACAAGGCUUCGAUUUCAUGAACUUGGGAGCUGAUGUCAUUGCGUUGGGCGUGUGGAAUGCCGUCGAGUUAGGAAAGUUAAAGAAUAUACGACCAUAGAUAGACUCCAACAAUACAAUGCAUGCAUGCAUAGAAUACCUGUUCCAUUCAAACCGCUCAUG